Molecule: messenger RNA, 822 nt
Organism: Sparassis crispa
Lineage: Eukaryota; Fungi; Basidiomycota; Agaricomycetes; Polyporales; Sparassidaceae
Exons: 5
Coding region: 1-822 (273 amino acids)
Molecular function (GO): hydrolase activity, acting on ester bonds
Source: RefSeq, a predicted model, not a curated record
AUGCCCGCAGCCUGCGUGUUCUCCGCAGUAGGGGACAGAUGGCACCGGCUCGACGCUAUCAACCGCUUGGUCAUCUUCGGCGACUCCACUACGCGGCUCGAGGGCUGCGCAACGUGGGUGCGCGCCGCCUUUCCAUUUCUCACUACCAGUUUCCUGAAGGCGUGUGUGCCUCUGCAGCUGGCGCAUUUCCUGCGGUCGGUGAACCAUAAAAGGGACCUAACCGAAGCUCCCCGUGUCGAGGCGUCCAGCUACGCGGUGCCUGGACAAACCGUUGAGGACGACCUCGCAAGCCAGCUGGCCGCAUUCUUCGCUCAGCACCCCAGGAAGGGCGGGCCGAGCACCGCGCCCGCGCUGGAUCCCUUGCGGACGCUCUACGUAUUCUGGCUGGGAACUAACGACUGCGGACGGACGGGAGCUGAAGACCUGGAAGAGAUCGUCGACACAAUUUUUGACGACGGCCUCGACGAGCUCUACGUACACGCCGGGGCUCGCAACUUCCUCGUCAUUGACGUCCCUCCGAACGACCGCAGUCCCGCAGCUCUCGCCCUACCGCACGACCUCUCUGCGCGCUAUGCGACCUGGAAUGCGGUCCUCACUGCAAAAGCGCCGCACUUCGCGUCAGAGAACACGCACGCCUCCGUUUUCCUCUUCUCUGCGCAUGCAGCCAUUUCAUCAGUGCUAGACGACCCACUUGCGUUCGGCUUCUCCGCGGACGAUGCUGGUGCAGAGGGGGGUCAGAUCUGGGCCGACGAGAUGCACCUGACGAGUGCGGUGCAUGCGGUCGUCGCGCGCAGGCUAGAGGAGGCAUUGCGUGCGGUUUAG